Molecule: messenger RNA, 366 nt
Organism: Prorocentrum cordatum
Lineage: Eukaryota; Dinophyceae; Prorocentrales; Prorocentraceae
Source: the annotation of a GenBank genome assembly
AUGCGGGGUGCGAAGCUGGACCCCGACGUCAGGUGUUACUUCGCCGGGAUCAACGCCUGCAGGAAGGGCGGGCGGUGGGAGCAGGCACUUGCGCUGCUCGGCGAGGCCUCGGAUUUCGACCUGGAGCCAGACGCCAUCAGCUACAACGCAGGCAUCAGCGCCUGCGAGAGGGGAGGGCAAUGGCAGCACGCCCUGUCGCUGCUCGCCGAGAUGUGGGGUGUGAGGCUGGAGCCGGACGUCAUCAGUUACAGCGCUGGGGUGAGCGCUUGCGAGAAGGGAGGGCAGUGGCAGCAGGCACUGACGCUGCUUGCCGAGAUGUGGGAUGCAACAUUGGACCAGACGUCAUCAGCUACAGCGCUGGAAUGA